GCAGGGGGCCGCAGGGGGCCGGUACGGGAGGGCUCCUCCGCGCCGCUGGUCUUCAACACACUGGCAAGGCUAGAUCUGCACCGAGCCUCUUUCCUUAGCCUGCUUCUACUUGGUCUGGGUUACACUCUUGGUUGCAGGCCCCUGUGCCCCUCGCUGGUGAGAGGGGUCCGAGGACCCCGCUUCCUAUGGUGAAUUAAUCCUCGCUCCUCUCCCCUCCCCCUGGUCUCCAGGCAUUCAGCUGGAUCUGACCCUCGCGGUCCCGCGUGAGUCCCGUCCGGUGUGCGCUGGAGCCCUGAGCCAGAGAGGCCGCUCCUCAUUCCACGUCCAGGAAGUCAAACUGGAGGAAAGAAGGCAAACUCGCGGAGGCGGGGCUCGGUGCCACGGGGCAGCCGAGACUGCCCACGGCCCCCCAACCCCCACCCCGCUUCAGCUCUGGGAUCCGAGUGCCCACCGGCGUCCCUGCACUCUCUUUGCCAGAUGGCAGACCCCCGCCCAGAUCCUGAAUCAGAGCCCGAAUCGGUGUUCCCACGGGAGGUCGGGCUCUUCGCCGACUCUUACUCGGAGAAGAGCCGGUUCUGCUUCUGUGGGCACGAGCUGAGCAUCACAGAGAACUUCGGAUCCCGCCUUGGCGUGGCAGCGCGCGUGUGGGACGCGGCUCUGAGCCUGUGCAACUAUUUCGAGAGUCAAAAUGUGGAUUUCCGAGGCAAGAAAGUGAUCGAACUGGGAGCGGGGACGGGCAUCGUGGGUAUCCUGGCAGCACUGCAGGGGGGGGAUGUUACCAUCACUGACCUGCCCCUGGUCCUAGAACAGAUCCAGGGAAACGUCCAGGCCAAUGUGCCAACUGGAGGCCGGGCCCAGGUCCGAGCCUUGUCCUGGGGGAUUGACCAGCAUGUCUUCCCUGGAGACUAUGACCUGGUGCUGGGGGCGGAUAUCGUGUAUCUGGAGCCCACCUUCCCACUGCUGCUGGGGACCCUCCGACACCUGUGCGGGCCCCAUGGCACCAUCUAUCUGGCUUCCAAGAUGAGAAAGGAGCACGGGACAGAGAGCUUCUUUCAGCACCUCCUGCCCCAGCAUUUCCAACUGGAGCUGGCCCAGCGGGAUGAGGAUGAGAAUGUCAACAUCUAUAGGGCCAGGCACAGGGGACCAAGACCUGCUUGACGUCACACUUCUGCUCCUCUGAACCCCUUGUUCUAAUGAAGAAACUGCCAAAUCUUCAAAGCCAUAAACAUAAGGACCAAAAACAGAUGGAUUUCCCUUGCCUCUGUCUUUCCUCCUUCCCUCUUUGUUUCUUGAGGUACUCUUGGGCAGGUGCAGGAGGUGCUGUUAGGGAUACCGGAGCCCUAGUUGUACUGGGUUAGAGUGCAAAGGAAGUUCCCGGUUCCCAUUCUCAGCAGAGGAAGAUGGAGGGUAUCCAGGACUUUAGGCGAAGGAAAGGUAAGUAGGAUGUGAGAAGAAUGGCUGCAGAGACAGACAUGCUCCCGUCUAGUCCUGCUAUUGUCUUUUUUAUGCAGAAUGGAUUAUUUUUUUAGAUUCUACUAGAGUUUUGUUUUUGUUUUUUUUUUUUUUUUAAAGAGAGAGAAAUGAGCAUUAAAGAUUUCUGCAUCUAAAGGACUCAGACUUUUGCUGGGGUCCUGGGAAGCAAGAAACCUCAGACCACCCACUUCUUGCUUCUAGAGACAGUCUGGUGGUCCCAUGGCUGUAACUGGGUCAAAGUCCUCCCAGCGCUGAAGUUGGGGAUAGGCAGCAGAGGUGUCCUUUGGACUGUAGCUCCUUCACUCUUUGCAGAGUUGGAGCCCUGAUCACCAUGUACUAGGUUCUCUUAUUUUUCUUUAGGUUUCCAAGCCCUGUCUGCCCUUCCUUCCUAAUGUGUUUUGCCUUCACUUCUUUUCUCCUCCCACUGUGGGACCUCUGGUUGGGGCUCUCUUUACUUCACCUUGGGCCACAUAUCACCUCCUCUGGCCUCCUUUCAUUCCCCUUUAAACCAUUUUGUAAACUCUCUUGAGUUUCCAGAAUCAGUUCUGAUUAGCUUCUGCUGCUGCCAAGAGAAGCAAGAAUAAACUCUUCUGCUCUGUACUCAGUCUAUCCCAUAUGAUCCCAAAUUACCCUUCUACUUCAUUUCCUACUGGUUUCCCACAUGUGUUGCAGCCUCCUACAAAAGGUCUAUUCUUUGUGCCCUAAAUCCACACCAAGAUUUUCUGACUUCUUCCUUCACUCUUUUUGAUGAUUCCUUGCCUGGAAGGGCUGUUUCUGCCUGUGAAAAAUCUUCAUUACACUUAACCUCGUUCCUGAAAAAAGCUUUUCCUUAGCUUCCUGUUUGAAUAUGAUUUCUUUCUCCCUUGAGACCCUUUAACUGUUCCUCUUGUGGGGCUUACCUUGUCUUGUAUGAUCAUUUGUCUGUUCCCUAUUUUCUCCCCAUUAGAUUACCUUGGAGGGUAGGGCUGUGGUUCCUGGCACACAAUUGGUGUUCAACAAAUAUUUUUGUUCGGGAGUUCCCAUCGUGGCUCAGCAGAAAUGAAUCUGACUAGUAUUCAUGAGGAUGCAGGUUCGAUCCGUGGCCUCACUCUUGAGUUAAGAAUCCAGCGUUGCUGUGGCUGUGGUAUAGGCUGGCAGCUAUAGCACCCAUUGGACCCCUAGCCUGGGAACCUCCAUAAAAAAAAAUAUGUAAUAUAUAUAUAUGAUUUGUCUGUUCCUUCAACAAUAUUUACUUGGUUUGUUGGAGGGACUCCACCCCUUCCUCUCUAGGUGUCCUUGGCCAAACUUUUGAACCCGCCUAACUACCUCACAAAUUUGUCAUGAAUCAUAAAUGGACAUUGAAUAUGAAAGCGCAUUGGAAAUAAACAUAAAGUCUUACCACGUGUCUUAUAUUGUAUUGUUAUUUUGUGACAACUCUGUCUCAGGCUUUCCAUUAUUUUGCCUGGAUGGCGGCGGUGGCGGUUUGCGGGGAGUGGGGUAGUAGCAAUUUCCUCGUGAAAUGCCAUCUCCAAAAGCCAAGUAAGAGAAACGAAUGCGCCCUCCGGCCAGCAGGUGGCGCCAUCCCCGCUUGGCGCGUUUCUGUGGAGAGUUUUGGCCCCAUCGCCACGCCGUAGGCUCGGGGCCUCACCGGUGCGCUGGCCAGCGGCAGUGCACGGCCCUGAGGAAGAUGUCGCUCCUGUGGUCGCUGCGCCUGUCCCUGGUUGCGCGGGCUGCGAGCUGCCCAGUGAGGGCUCUUGGCCCCAGCCCCGUUCUGCCUUCCUCGCAGGCGGGGCCCCUUCUGCUUCAGUCGCCGCAGCCGGGGCAUACGUUUCACGCAGGGCCAUGCCUGUCCUCCGCCUCCAGCAAGGAGCUCCUCAUGAAGCUGCGGCGGAAGACGGGCUACUCCUUUGUAAACUGCAAGAAAGCUCUGGAGACUUGCGGUGGGGAUCUCAAACAGGCAGAGAGCUGGCUCCACAAGCAGGCCCAGAAGGAGGGCUGGAGUAAAGCUGCCAGGCUCCAUGGGAGGAAGACUAAAGAAGGUCUGAUUGGGCUGCUGCAGGAAGGAAACACAAGUGUGUUGGUAGAGGUAAACUGUGAGACAGAUUUUGUUUCCAGAAACUUAAAAUUUCAACAAUUGGUCCAGCAAGUAGCCCUGGGAACCCUGUUGCACUGUCAGAGCCUAAAGGAUCCACUCUCCACGUAUAGUAAAGGCUUCUUGAAUUCUUCCGAGCUUUCUGAACUUCCAGCGGGCCCUGAGAGAGAAGGGUCUCUCAAAGAUUGGCUGGCCUUAGCAAUUGGGAAACUGGGAGAAAACAUGACUCUUAAACGAGCUGCAUGGGUGAAGGUGCCAGCUGGGUUCUAUGUGGGCUCUUAUGUCCAUGGGACAAUGCAGAGUCCCUCACUCCACAACCUGGUGCUGGGGAAGUAUGGGGCCCUGGUCAUCUGCGAGACGUCUGAGCGGAAAGCAAACCUUGAAGACCUUGGCCGCCGCCUUGGGCAGCACGUGGUGGGCAUGGCUCCUCUCUCUGUUGGCUCCCUGGACGAUGAGCCUGGGGGAGAGGCAGAAACCAGGAUGCUGUCCCAGCCAUACUUGCUGGAUCCCUCCAUCACACUUGGACAGUAUGUGCAGCCCCAAGGGGUAUCUGUAGUAGACUUUGUGCGGUUCGAAUGUGGAGAAGGCGAAGAACUAGCAGAGGCCGAAUAGCUUCCAGAGACUUUUGGCCCAUGGGAAAACAUUUAUUCUUAACCGUGGACAUUAUUACAAAAAGAAGUUAUUUCCUAAGCAUCUUCAAACCCAGAAUUUGUUUUUCAUUUGAGUUCAUAAUGAAAUUAUAUACUUCAUGGGUAGAGUUAUUAAAUAAAAUUAAUAGAGUAGAA
Molecule: messenger RNA, 4329 nt
Organism: Sus scrofa (pig)
Lineage: Eukaryota; Metazoa; Chordata; Mammalia; Artiodactyla; Suidae
Source: RefSeq, a predicted model, not a curated record